This is a messenger RNA of Cavia porcellus (domestic guinea pig), 960 nucleotides long. RefSeq names its product olfactory receptor 6F1-like. NCBI's taxonomy places the organism in Eukaryota, Metazoa, Chordata, Mammalia, Rodentia, Caviidae. Gene Ontology annotation, molecular function: G protein-coupled receptor activity; olfactory receptor activity. The transcript has a single exon. The record is from RefSeq and is a predicted model, not a curated record. Gene Ontology annotation, biological process: G protein-coupled receptor signaling pathway. Gene Ontology annotation, cellular component: membrane. Bases 1 to 960 code for a protein of 319 amino acids.
AUGGAUGGAGGAAAUCGAACCACAGUGACAGAGUUCAUUCUCCUGGGAUUCCCGGGCUCUCCCUCCCUGCAGCUCACACUCUUUGUCACCUUCCUCACUGUGUACCUGCUCUCCCUCAUGGGAAACACCCUCAUCACCUUCAUUGUUCUCACUGACUCCACACUCCAGACACCCAUGUACAUCUUCCUAGGGAACCUGUCCUUCUUAGAGAUCUGGUACACCACGGCCACCGUGCCUAAGCUGCUGGACACCUGCUUCUCCGCAGUUGUCACCAUCUCUGUUCAUGGAUGCAUUACCCAAUACUACUUCUUCUUCUCCAUGGGAGCCACAGAGUGCAUCCUGCUGGCCGUGAUGGCCUAUGAUCGGUACGUGGCCAUCUGCAACCCUCUGCGCUACUCGCUUCUCAUGAAUGCUCAAAUCUGCCUCAAGUUUUCAGGUGGGUCCUGGAUUGGGGGAUUCGUUGCUCCUCUCCUACCUACUCUACUUAUCUCUCAACUAAACUUUUGUGGUCCCCAGAAGAUCAACCAUUUCUUCUGUGACUCAGACCCCAUUUUCAAACUUUCCUGCUCAGACACUUUUUUGGUAGAAGCCCUGGGCUACACAUGUAGUUCAGUUGUGAUUCUAAGCUCUUUCCUUCUCACAGUCUCCUCUUACGGCAAUAUUGUGGCCACAGUGGUUAGGCUGUCUUCCCGAGACGCUCGGAAGAAGACUUUCUCCACCUGUGCCUCCCACCUGACCGUAGUCACCAUCUACUAUGGCACCAUUAUCUUUGCCUAUGUUCGUCCUCCGGCCAAGUACAACUUCACCAUUGGAAAAGUGAUCUCCGUAUUCUACUGUGUGGUCACCCCUCUGGUAAACCCUUUGAUAUACACCCUAAGAAACAAGGAGGUGAAAAAAGCUUUCAGGAAAUGUCUAGUACAAAACACAUUUUUGUUCACUAAAAUGACUAAGAAGUUUUGA